Molecule: messenger RNA, 3326 nt
Organism: Trichobilharzia szidati
Lineage: Eukaryota; Metazoa; Platyhelminthes; Trematoda; Strigeidida; Schistosomatidae
Source: the annotation of a GenBank genome assembly
CCAGUUUGGAAAACGUUAGAGAACAUAGCGAGAGAUUUCGAAAGCUAAGAAUAAACCAUACUGUUUUGGAGUGCCGGUUCUCACAUAGAGUCAUAAACUCUUGGAACCGACUCCCAGAAGAAAGGCCGUCUGCAACUUCAGCUUAUCCAUUCAAAAAAGGUUGGAAAUGCAAAGAAAUUUGCUAGAAAAGGAUUGAAGCUAGAAAGGCUGGAAGCCUUCUACCCUGAACCAGUAAAUCUGAUUUUUAAAUCUAUUGAACUUUGAACCUGUCUGCAGAACGUGGCCUUUAUAUCAUCAGUGUUACAAACAGCGGACGAUGGGUGACGCGGGAGCGCACGCCGUGCAAGUAGUCAAUGUAGAGGAGUGCAACAAAAAAACUUCGUUCAGCUUAAAUGAAGAGGCGUUAUCGGCUAUUCUUUUGAAACCAGGUGUGCGUGACAAAAAAGUCGUAGUUUUGUCAGUUGCGGGAGCCUUCCGACAAGGGAAAUCGUUUCUGUUAGAUUUCUUCCUUCGUUACCUAUUGUGUGAAGAUCGCACAAACUGGCUAGGAGAUCCGGAUAAACCCUUAAAAGGGUUUCCGUGGAGGGGUGGUUCUGAACGAGAUACUGUCGGUAUCCUACUUUGGAGUGAACCUUUUGUUAUGACCCUACCUUCAGGGGAAGAGGUUGUCGUUUUAUUAAUGGAUACACAAGGUUCUUUUGAUAGCACUAGUACUAUGCGUCAUUGUGCCACAGUUUUCGCUCUGAGUACAAUGUUGAGCAGUAUCCAAGUUUACAAUAUACAUGGUAAUAUCCAAGAAGAUCACCUCCAACAUCUUCAUCUGUUCACUGAAUAUGGUCGGUUAGCAUUAGAGUCAGAAGUUUCUGGGUCUCCAUUUCAGCAUCUGUUGUUUCUUGUUCGUGACUGGAGUUAUCCUUACGAAUAUAAUUUUGGAAAAGAUGGUGGUAAUCAGUUGCUCAAUAACCGUCUCAAGAUUGUUCAACAACACCACACAGAGCACCAAACUGUUCGUCGGCAUAUUCGAUCGUGUUUCUCUCAGGUGGAUUGUUUUCUAAUGCCUCAUCCUGGUCUUAAAGUUUCAACUAAUCCGAAGUUUGACGGGCGAGUGAAAGACAUUGAUCCCGAUUUCGUUGAAAAUCUCAUAGUUCUGGUCCCUGAUCUCUUAGCUCCAGUCAAUUUAGUUGUCAAAAAGAUAAAUGGCCAGGAAGUUACGUGCCGUGAAUUAUUUACUUAUUUCAAAGCAUACAUAAAGAUUUACGAGAGUGAUACUCUUCCAGAACCACGUUCAAUGUUGGAGGCGACUGCAGAAGCAAAUAAUUUAAAUGCAAUAUUAGCUUGUCAAGAAAUGUACACAGAGGCGAUGAACAAGAUAUGUGGACCAGACCGACCGUACAUCAACCCAAAUGAACUAGAAGCGUUGCAUUUGAAAAUAUAUAAUAAUUGUAUUGAGAAGUUCAAUAGUAUCCCUAAAAUGGGUGGUAAAGCAUUUUCUGAAGAGUAUUUGCAUCGCUUAAAGGAAACAAUAACGCAAAUGGGAGAAGACUUCCGCUUAGCGAAUUCUAAAAAGAACAUAUUUCAAGUAUGUUAAUGUCUUUGUACAUUUUUAAGAAUAGUUUCAUUUAUUGUAUUUAUAAAUUUGUUCCGAUAAGUAAGUGGCUUGCAAACAAGGAGUAUAUACUAUCCCUUCUCAAGCAUACAACACAGUACACUUAUUUGUCCAUGAAUUCAGCACGUAAAUGUUUCUUUUCAAUGAUCUUAUUCUGAAAGCUAUAAAGUCAUAUCUAUAUUUGGUAUAAAAGGAGGUUAGUUAGAUUAAAGUCUCUCAAAGAGUACAUAUGUGAUUAGCUGUAAGGUUUUUCUCUUUUAGUGUGUGAUUAAACUGUUGGUUGGAGAACCAUCUGUUUAAAUUGUUGACUUGCAGCAAAACACUGUUGUCAUUCGCACUGUCUUAUUCAUAACAUAUUUUAAAUAUCAUAUGACUUGUUGAAUUAUAUAAUUAUAUGAUGAUUUAACUGAUUGAUGAAGACUUCUCAUUUAGAUAUCGAAAUAUAGCCUAAUAGAUGUAACUUUUAUAGUAUAUACCUUUAAAAACGGAGAAUUUGAUAGUGCUCGCAUAUGUAUGCACUCUGUAAUUAUACUAAUACUGGCUGUACUAAUGGUGUUGCUCAGUUAACAAUAAAGUUUCAGUUCGAUUUUCAGAGGAAACAGUAAAUUUUUCCUGGAUGUAAACACUACUGAUUAAUGCGUACCGAAAUUCAUUGUGUCCAAGUUCCAGGUUUUCCGUUGAUGAACUCCUAGUAUGUAACACAAAACUAAGUGUAUUCAAUCCUCGUUUCGUCAAACAGGAACUCGCAAAUAGUAUUUACUCCGUCAUUAUAAAGAAAGUAGAAUAUGAUUAUGAGCAAUAAUUUAUACUCGAAACGUCAUCUAGUUAUUAAUACUGUAUCGCUGUGACAUUUGAAAUAAACUUAUUCAAUAUGGAAAGUAGAAUGACAUUAUCAGACUUUCGUACUAUGACUAACAGCCGUGUUUUGAAUUCGUAAUCAUAUUCUAUAACAUACUCGAUUUGUGUAAUAUUCUGAUUACGAUUCAUUUCAUUAAUAAUUGGAGAAUAAGGUGUCUAUAUAUAAUUCUAUUGUGCAAGACUGAGUUACAUGAUUUUAUUGUUAAUCAUACACUAUUAUUAUUAUUUAGGAAAUAAAUAUAUUAACUGCCUGUUUUCUUUUCUUUUUCAUUUGUAGACUUUUCGUACUCCAACCGUCUUGGUUGUCAUCUUACUGCUUUUCCAUGUUGUCACAGGAAUAUCUGAGUUCAUUGGCUUAUCAGUGAUUUCAAAUGUUCUGACUAUGCCGUUCUACAUUGCUUUAAUAACAUUGUUUACGUGGUUGUUUUUAAGUUAUACUGGUCAAGCGCCGGAAUUAGCCAAUGCUAUAGACCAUUCAGCUGAGUUAGUGAUGAAUAAGGUCUUCACUCCUGCAAUCGAAGUAGUUGGUGGACGUGGAAUUGCUCAGUUAGUUGGAGGUGGUGAUUUGAUUCCUCCUAAUAACCAUGCUACUAGAAGCUGAAAGAUUUAGUUACAUCAGGUUAUCUUGGCUAAGGUAGCUGGGGAAUGUGUUAUGCACACGAAGACACCGCAUUUCACUGUCAGAAAUGUUGGCCGAUGUAGAAUAAGGUUGACAAGGUACUUGGAUUUUAGUCUACACUUAACAGAAGCAAUUACAAUUCUCAGUUGAAGCAACCAAUCAAUAUUCAUGAGUGGUGAUGGUGAUUCCACAAUCUGUGUUCCCCUCAAACUAAUGUCCAUUCGUUGAAGUAGUGAAACAGUU